AUGAGUGAAAUCAAUGAGUCUCUUAUAGAAGCACCACUUAAAGCCUUACUAGAAGAUGUAAACAAUUAUGAUUACAAAAAAGGUAUUAUUCUGCUUGGAAAGCUAUCUGGAAGGCUAGAGUGACUUAAAAUUAAUUGAAAAUCAAUUAAAAGAUUACGAUACAUUGCCAGGACUAGUUAAAAUCAUAGCCACUCUAUUUAAGACAUUAAUGAAGAAAGUCGAGAAAAAAAUGACACUUUUGAAACUUAAUCUUAAUGAUAAUAGUGCUAAUUAAAGUUAUCAUGCAGAAGAGGAAUAUGAUAAAUUAGAAUAGAUUAUAUAAAAAUAUGAAGCUGAGAUUAGAGGACAUAUAAGCGUAACAUGAGUUUUGAUUAGUUCUUUUAGAUUGAAUAAUAACUUAAGCUUUAUAAUGAUAGUUUAUUAUAGAAGAUAGAAGACCUAGAAAAGUCCCAAAAAGAAACAAUAGAAUAAUUAAAUAAAAAAAUUUAUGUAAAUAAUAAAAAUAUCAGAUUUAGACUUUAAAAAAGGAUCUAGGAAAAUCUACAGAGAGCUAUCGAUAAUUAAUAAAGGAGAAUGAACAAUUACGAGAAUCAGUAGAUCAUUAACAUAUAGUACAUACAGAUAGUGAAGUCAAUGGAAGAAUCAAAGAUAAAAAGUAAUUUAAGAUAAAUUUAUUAGUUUUGUCAUUCAGAUCACAGAUUAAAAAGAGCUGAUUAUAGUAGUGAAUACCCUAAAUCAGUUGCAAAUCUAUAUCCUUAGAAUUCUAUGAGACAUUCUACACCUUUGAAAUCAUAAUCAUAACAUCAUAAAUGUGGAAAGUUUAAUAAUUAAAUUCAACAUCGUAGCAUAUAAGAAUAAGAUUUAUUUACAAAAUAUAAUAAAUUACUCAAAUAACAUGCUUAAUCUAUCACUUAAAGAUCUUAGAUAAUUUAAGCAAGUCAAUAUUUAUUAAAAGGAGGUUUUGGUAACAAUACAAAAAAGAUAAGGAACACAUUGAAUGUAAUAUCUGAUAUUUGUAAUGCCUAAUAAUAAAAGUCUUCAUAAAGAAAUAAAAGUUAAGGUAACAGUUCAAAGGCAGGAGGCACAAGUUCUCAAAAUCAUGUAAUCUCGAACAAUAAAUCAGGUCCUCAUAAAAUUAUAUCUGAAACAUCCAAAACAAAUGAAGCCAUUUAGAGAUUACUAAAACUUAAAUGA
This is a messenger RNA of Paramecium pentaurelia, 1194 nucleotides long. The record is from the annotation of a GenBank genome assembly. NCBI's taxonomy places the organism in Eukaryota, Ciliophora, Oligohymenophorea, Peniculida, Parameciidae.